AUGGCCAUGGACUCGAUUCUGAACUCGUCCUUGGAAGAAAUCUGUUCGGAAGGCAGAACCGGUCUCCCUCUCAAAUCCCUCUGUUCCAGGCUCCAGCCCUCUCUUUCCUCCUUCAAUCUCGACGUCUCUGAUCGGGGCCUCAAGCAAGCCUUAUGGGCGGGGCUUCGCUCUGUCCCCACCCUCAAAUUCCAGAGCCAGAAUCAGAAGGUCCAGUACAGCCCAACCGACCCUUUGAUCCAGUCCGUCCAAGAAGCCGAGAAGCUCAACCUGAAGCUGGUAGCCGACCAGCGGCUCAUGAACAACUUCUUGGGCCUCUACAUUGCCCACUCUUCCAUUGACAACAUGUGCCAAUAUCAACGCCAAACACUCGAAAGAGUUGCUGGUGCUAGAACGGAUGGAAUUACACAAAGUCAACUUUCUAAGGAUCUUGGCAUUCAAGGUGAAAACUACCAUUACAAAGUGAGGAACCUUGAAUGUCAAGGUUUAAUUGUGAAGCGACCUGCACUGGAGAGGAAAAAGAAUGCUGGUGAUGAAGGACAAUCAAGCAACAAUUUGAGUGUGACUACUAAUGUGAUAUACUUAUAUCGCUAUGCAGAGAAUUUGAGCUCUCAACAAAAAAUUGAGAAUACCAAGGUAGAACAGACUAAGGAGAGUUUUGGGAAUGCAAAAGAAAUUCCUGCAGGUGGAGAUGGUUUUUCUGGAAAAGGGGUUAAAGAGGAUGUGCUUGUGAAGAAGGACUAUUUAAUAUCAGCAAUGAAGGCAGUCUGUGAUAAACUUGAACAAGCCAAUGGGAAGGUUCUUGUUGCGGAUAUCAAGAAGGAUCUAGGUUACAGCGGAACUCGUCCCGGGAAUAGAGCUUGGAGGAAGAUUUGUGGCAAAUUGGAAGCUGCUCAUAUUGUGAAAAAGUUUGAAGUUCAAGUGAAUAAGAAGGUUGAGCAAUUCCUGGGUUUGCUGAAAAAGUUUUGUCCAAUGAGUUUUGAUCCAAAAAAUCCUAGGCAGGUGAAAUUCAUAAAGAAAUGUCAAACCACUGAUCUGCUUGUAGAACUUCCAAUUGAGCAUCAAAUUCAGGAAUUGAUUAAUGCUGCAGGCUCAGAGGGCAUUAUUAUGUCUAAUCCAGUGAAAUCCUUUGUUACUAUUUAUUCUGGUAAAUAUUUUAGCGUUGCUUGGUUAGAGGUUUCGAAGAGGCUUGGAAUUGGCAGGAAAGAGAGUGAUAAGCUGAUUGAAAGUAUGUGCUCUAGGUUUGGGAUGAUUAAGAAGAAAGAAAGAAACAAAAAAAUCCAAGAAUAUCGAGUUUGGGCACCAGGGAAAUGCAAUUCUGAAUCUGCCAAUGCAUUCCUUAAUAAAUCAGAAAAUCUCAAUCAAAUUCAAACUCUUUCCACAUGUGACUAUUCAACUUUGACAGAAACGGAAACAAAUGACACCUCAUCAGAAAGACCACCUGCUGUGUUAAAGCCAUGUAGACCAUGUCUGUCUUUGACAGUGGAUGGUUCCAUAAGGGAAGAAAGGAUACUUAAACAGUUACAGGAUGAACGGGAUGGAGUUCAAUCUCAAAAAAGUAAACAUGCUUCCCUGAAAAGGAAGAGAACUUCUGAAGCAAGGUCAGUAGAGUUCACAGAAGUUGACGAGGUAACUAGACGGUUGAAAGAGCCGAGGCUUGCUACAUUACCUGUUACUGAGAAACAAUUAAUGGAAGAACGAAAUCUCUUGGUCACUUCUGGCGAGCAUGACUCACAUUUGCAUGCAUUCCAGAGGGAUGGUGAUCAAGAAAUUGAGCACGAACCUGAACCAAAUGAAGAUGGUGAGGGUGCUUUUUCAAAGUUGAAGCCAACACGACAAAGCAGGUUUUCAUGGACUGAGGAGGCUGACAGGCAAUUGGUUAUCCAAUAUGCAAGAUGCUGUGCAACUCUUGGGGCAAAAUAUCAUCACCAGUUAAGUUGGGCUUCACUUCCUGACCUUCCAGCACCUCCUAGUACCUGCAAAAGAAGAAUGUCAUAUCUGAAGAAUAGUAAUGGAAAAUUUAGAAAAUCUCUAAUGAUGCUCUGUAACAUGCUCAGUAAGCGAUAUGCAAAGCUCCUGGAAAAAACCAAGAACAGGUCACUAAACAAAGAUGAGUGCAGACAACUGUUGCAAGGUUCAACAGGAGAAGACUAUAACAUGAAUUUUCCCAACAUCAGUGGCCAUAAUCAAGGGAGGAGUCUUCAGGAAGAACCAUGGGAUGAUUUUGAUGACAAUGAUAUUAAAAAAUCCCUGGAGGAGAUGCUUCACUACCAGAGGAUGCCUAGAUUGGAUGCCACCAAAAGAUAUGGAUCUACCUGUGAGGAAGGGUCAGAUCUUAAUACAAAUGCUGAAGAAGAUGACUCCAAGGAAUCUGAAUUAAUUGUAUCAACUGUUCCAUAUGAGGAUAUUCAGAAUCAUAGUAGAGGCGUUUCUGCACAAAGACCAAGUUGUCAACAACUUCAUAACAACUUCUUUAAACUUUUGCAUGAAGGAGUUGUUAGCACACCAGCGUACAAAUCUUUGGCUGUAGAGCUGUUUAAGCUUGUCUUCUUGAGUACCACAACAGCACCAGAAGAACAAAACCUGGUUGCAGAAAUUAAACGGCGUUACUCAAAGUGUGAUCUUUAUGCAGCUCUGAACUACCUAAGAGAUAACAAAAUUUUGAUUGGGGGUACUGACAGUCAACCUUUAUCUCUCUCGCCUCAGUUUUUCCCUAAUAUUUUCAAGUCACCAUUUCCAAUUGAUUCUGGAAAGAGAGCUGCCAAACUUUCUCGUUGGCUCCAUGGAAGGGAUAAAGAUCUUAUGGAAGGAGGGAUUGAUCUCUCUGCAGAUUUAGAAUGUGGGGACUUAUUUCAUUUGUUUGCUCUAGUUUCUUCAGGUCAGCUGUCAAUUUCCCCAUGCCUGCCUGAUGAAGGAGUGGGCGAGGCUGAAGAUUUGAGAAGCUCAAAACGCAAAAUUGAAAGCAAUGAAUGUUUGAACACUAAAAAACUAAAAUCCUUGGUAUCCGAAAGUGAAAUGAUUUCCCGUCGAGAGAAAGGUUUCCCAGGUAUCAUGGUAUCUGUAUGUCGUGCAGAAUCUUCUGCAUCCAAUUGUGUAGAUUUUUUCAAAGAUGAUGACACUUCAAGUGGUGAAAAACAUUUUGGUGGAAAUGAUCGACUAGACAGCACUUCAGUGAUCCCCCAUGCAGGAGAUUGUGAUUCUGGUGGUGCUCAUUCACAGGGGGAAACAAAUAUGAAUGUUAAUGAUGUGCAUAAAGUGACCAUUCUUAGUUCCCCUGAAGAGGUUGCUGAGCGCUCGUAUGAAAAACAAACUUGCAGUGUGCCUGAAGGCUGCAUGGAAGUUGUUUCAGCUAGAGGACAUGGUGACAAUGAAUCUUCUAAAUUCACUUGUGGUAAAUUAUGUGUGCCAAUACUGCCAUGGAUAAACGGUGACGGGACCAUUAACAAGAUUAUCUACAAGGGACUCAGACGGCGUCUUCUUGGGAUUGUGCUGCAAAAUCCAGGGAUAUUAGAGGAUGAAAUUAUGGGGAAGAUGGAUGUACUGAAUGCACAGACUUGCAGAAAAUUGUUGGAGUUGGUGGUUCUAGACAAGCAUGUUCUGGUGAGGAAGAUGCGUCAAAAUGUAUACAGUGGCCUCCCAGCAAUUCUAAGGACCCUCCCUGAAAGCAGUUUCCCUCCACAAAAAUUGGUUUUCCGUGAGCAUUUCUUUGCAAAUUCCUUGAGCUCGUCCUUGCUGUAG
Messenger RNA from Prunus armeniaca (apricot), 3735 nucleotides. NCBI's taxonomy places the organism in Eukaryota, Viridiplantae, Streptophyta, Magnoliopsida, Rosales, Rosaceae. The record is from the annotation of a GenBank genome assembly.